UUCGCCUAGUUCACUCUGUAGACUAGCAAGCUAGCUGUUCAUCACGCGUAUCGCGAAUGUCAUCGGCGGCGCAACGAAAUAAAAAAAAUUGUGAAAAAAAAUAAUUUAAUGGAAGUCUAGUGCGAAUUAUAACAAAAUACUCAAUUAAAUAAAACAAAUAUUAUUUUACAACAUAUAAAAAUCGCUUUUAUUUCAUUGUUGCCAUUAUAUUUGAUCGUGUAUACUUCAAAGUCAGGUUUCACGUAAAAAAUAUCUCCGAUACAAGAAAAAAAAUCCAUUUGCUUGAUACGAAAAGGUUACACAACAACUAACACCUUUAAGCAAUAUACAUUUUGUCAUCAUUUUUAAUCUGCAAAAUCCAUCAAUUAAACGUAUUUAAUCAUGAAAAUCUGGACAUCAGAGCACACAUUCAACCAUCCCUGGGAGACAGUGACACAAGCGGCAUGGCGCAAAUAUCCGAAUCCUAUGACCCCAUCUAUUAUUGGCACAGAUGUCGUUGAUAGAAAAGUUGUAGAUGGCGUGCUACACACUCACAGAUUGGUGCAAUCAAAAUGGUGUUUCCCAAAAUGGACACAUGCGUUAAUUGGAACAGCUAAAGUAUGCUUUGCCAGCGAAAAAUCCACAGUUGAUCCAAACAGAAAACAAAUGAUUUUAAAAACCAUGAACCUUACAUUCUGCCGACAUAUUUCCAUAGAUGAAGUCAUCUAUUAUGUUCCCCAUCCAUCAGAUCCAUCCAAGACACUUUUGAAACAAGAAGCCCAAGUGAGUGUGCAAGGUGUGCCCCUCAGUCAUUACAUGGAAGAUCUAGUAACAUCCACAAUAAGUAUGAAUGCAGGCAAAGGACGCCAAGGUCUGGAGUGGGUAAUAGGACGCAUCAACUCUGAGGUCAAAGGUAUUGCUGAGAGUGCUGCUAAAAGUACAGAUGAUCUUCUGAUGACAACAAAAAAAUCUUUUGAUGAAAUGGCUGAAAACGCGCGAAAAAGCAUGGACGAACUUGCUGCUCAAGCAGCCAAAUUCCAUAUCUAACGAAAUUAAGCCUAAAUUAUAUAACAAAUCUUUACAAUCCGGUUGCUAUUUUUCGUCAGUAGCAAAUCGCUUGUUUGAUUUUGUUGUUCCUUGCUUCUUCAGUUUGAGAAGAGAGAGCUUGAACGUGAUGACGAAAAAUCCAAACAUUUAAAAGGCAGAGUGCAUGGUUCUUGUAUGGACAACAGACAGAGGCAGACAGAUAAAGGUUGUGAGGAAGAAAUAAAUAACAGUCAUAUUAAAAAAAAAUUAAAACUUCAUCAUUAAGAAUGUUGAAUUCUUCGACGGCGGUUCAGUUCUCGAAGAAAACACGAGUUUAAAAGACACACGAAAAUGAGCUUGGUUCUCAUCAAGUAGUUGUAAUAGGUACAAAUUAAAUGAGGAAAAGACACCAGCCAAACUUUUACGCGCAUUCAGUAAAAUACAUAAAAA
This is a messenger RNA of Episyrphus balteatus (marmalade hoverfly), 1455 nucleotides long. RefSeq names its product protein slowmo (gene slmo). The transcript has 4 exons. The record is from RefSeq and is a predicted model, not a curated record. NCBI's taxonomy places the organism in Eukaryota, Metazoa, Arthropoda, Insecta, Diptera, Syrphidae. Gene Ontology annotation, cellular component: mitochondrial intermembrane space. Gene Ontology annotation, biological process: phospholipid transport. Bases 382 to 1026 code for a protein of 214 amino acids. Gene Ontology annotation, molecular function: phosphatidic acid transfer activity.